Dreissena polymorpha is the source of this 11111-nucleotide messenger RNA. Its product is annotated as rho GTPase-activating protein 39-like. NCBI's taxonomy places the organism in Eukaryota, Metazoa, Mollusca, Bivalvia, Myida, Dreissenidae. Bases 482 to 4297 code for a protein of 1271 amino acids. The record is from RefSeq and is a predicted model, not a curated record. Gene Ontology annotation, molecular function: GTPase activator activity; protein binding. The transcript is spliced from 17 exons. Gene Ontology annotation, cellular component: cytoplasm; cytoskeleton. Gene Ontology annotation, biological process: signal transduction.
CUUCAACUAUAAGAUUAUAGGCCUUUUCCUCUUUUUUUAGAGAAGUGAAUCUUUUCAAAUGUAAAUUGCUGGAUUAUGUAGAUAAGGCUGCAGUUUAUCUCCAUUGAGAAAGCAGUAACCACAGAAAAUGAAAGAUUCAUCAUUGGAUGCCCCAAGUUCAUGACUCAAUUCUGUUGUAGUAAUAGCUUAAUAAAGCAGAUGAAAUAAAGAAGUAUUGAACUUGCAGUACAUUAAAUCCUAGACAAGAAAGGGGAAGAGUGUAUGUUAUGGUAGACUAGAAAUAGCAGUGCAGUGUUUUAGACAAGCAUAGCAGGGUAUCCGGAGAUAAGAUAGCCUUAUCUGCAGUAAUGAAAGAUUUUUGGAGCUAGCUAUUUCUCAAUUCUGAAUGUAUUUAUUAAAAUAGAAGGUUUUAUUUGUGGCUGAAUGGUGGUAAAUAAUGGAAUUUAUGUAGGUUAUUUAGCAUUGUGAGAUUUGAGGAACCAUGAAGGCAAGGUGGGAAUGGGUGGAGAUCAUCGAACCCCGCACCCGUGAACACAUGUACGCCAACCUGACCACAGGCGAAUGUGUGUGGGACCCACCCCCGGGCGUGAAAAUAAAGAAGACAGAUGACAACCAGUGGUGGGAGCUGUUUGACCCCAACACUUCGCGCUUCUACUACUACAACGCCAGCAGCCAGAAAACAGUGUGGCACCGUCCUCAAAACUGUGACAUCAUUCCACUGGCCAAACUCCAGAAAUUCAACAUAGUGACACUGAAACAGAAUACCGAGGUUCGAGACGAUGUAUCCGCCCCAAAGAGAGAGAUUUCCACCCAGACACCUCUGCCAGACAGGAGACGUGAGCUCCAGGUGGCGCGGUCUGGUUCAAUCAAGGAGUUGGUUCCUGCUCAGCCACUAACCAGUCCUCACCCGGGACGCAAGGCGGGGAGACCAGAUGCGCGGUACAGUCGUCAGGACUCGAGUUCUUCUCUGAGCAGCUCAGGUCACUAUGACAGCUACAAGGAGCAGCGCACAAGCGCUGAGCGCAUCAAUGCCGCAGACCAGCUGCGACGUCGGGGCUCGCACUCCAGCUCCCAGUCCUCCACACACGCAGGCUACUCGUCCAGUCCAUCGUUCCAGUCUGGGCUCGGAAGACGGGAGUCCUUUGAGAUGUCGCCAAAGCUUGUGGAUUCCCCGAGACUGGGUCGGACUCAGUCGGCAGUCCACCGGAGUGAGAGCACGCACAGUAGCGGGUGCUUGCCAGCCCGUUCUGGAAGUUAUCGGUUUCCGGACAGUAGAAUACGAGAGGAGCCAUCUCAUGGUUAUGCGCGCGAUGAUUCCUAUUUGUUUCAAGGUCAUGGCGCUGGUGUUUUGCGGAGUGGGGGAUACCAUCGUGGUAGUGGAAGUGAUAAGGAAUAUGUUUAUUCUAGUAGAUCUGAGACGUAUACCCCGCCAAACAAGCCAAAUGACUCUUUUACACCCCCCUUGCAUUCUAGGCAAAACUCUUUUCAAGGUUCCAUUCAUUCUCACGAAAGUUCCGUUCACGAUCAUCAUGAACAAUUAUACAGCCCUGUCUCAGUGCAGUCGUCUCAGUCAUCAAACUAUAGGCAAGAAAACCUGUACAGUCCCGUAAUGAACAUGUCUAGAAAAGACGUGGACCAGACACGCUUUAGCCCUAUUAAUGGGGGAACUCCUACCCCCACCCGUGACCUUCAGGGUCAUGGGGACAGGAUGUACAGCCCUGUGAUACCUGGUUCUCGUGGUGAUGAACCAUGCUUGGCCUUCAGCCAAGAUAUUCUGUGUCAGCAGCAGGGGGGACAUGUGAGCCCCUCGCCGAGUAGACCUAAAUUACGAUUUCCCCGAACGAAUCCAACGUACGUGGGAAAACGUGACGGUAAUCCGGGUUAUAGAAAACUAAGCUCAGAUCAGCAAUAUCUGUCAGAUUCCGGUGCUAGUGACACGCCCACUGUGAGUUCGUCUGCCAUGCAGACGUCGCAGAUUCAUCCUGAAUAUUUCGAGACUGGAUUUUAUAAUCGAGCCGAGCGAUCAGACAGCGAUACAUCGCACUCUUCACCAAGGAUUGGCGGUAUCGAAUGUAAGGACAUUAGAACUUCGUUGCCUUUACGGGAGAGGGAUCGUGAGUUAUCUGACUCACAGUCGUCUCAAGGGUCUGUAAGGAACAUGUCGGACGUCCAGUCUGAGGGGUCGCUAAGGAAUAUGCAGGAUAGUGCUGUCUCAUUUCAGGAUUCCAUAUCGUCAAAGGGAUCCAACAGGAGUUUCCAUGGCGAUAGCAAAGAACAAACUAGUGAUAUACUUUUCUCUAAUAUAGUGAAUAACCAGUACUUUUCUCAAGAACCUUCUAGAAAUCUGGAGGAGGAUGAGGAUUCAGAACCCGAGUACGCAAACAUUUUAAACAUACCCCCUCCGCUUAAAUUCAAUGACGUAAGCGAUAAAAAGGUUACUGAAACAACUCCAGUACCAAAGUACAAUUUUAACAAUGAAAAUCAUUUUCGCAAUGUGCUUAAAGAGAGGAAUUCCAAUAUUGAGCAAGGUGAGGUGCCUGCAAAGGUGAGACAAAGCGAUGGUUCCGUCACGUUGGAACUCUCUUCUGCGUCUGAUAUCAACGGGAAGGGGGGAGACGAGAGUUAUGAAGAGGAUCAGGGCAUUGACCCCAUGCAGAGCUCGCAGUAUUCAGAAGACCUAGGUUUUGAAGAAACUGACCAUGUUGGUGGUGUCUAUCCUCAAAUCCUGUUUGGCCUAGGGACCCUUGAAACGCAGCAUGCAUCCCUGAAACGUAAGAAGCCCGAGAAGCCAGAGGGGGGUCGGGGUAGCCCGGCAUCAGAGAAGGCCCACUCGUUGAGCAUGGACCUUUCCCAGCGCCCACUGUCCAUGGUGGUUCCUAGCCAGUCAGAGUCCAAUAUGCCAGUGUCCUCGAGCAUUGGAUCCCUUAGUAGACAGGGUCGGGCUGGUACGUGUCCGCCCAUGAGUCAGGGCAAGCACCUGUCAGCCAAGCAGAAGUUGCCCUCCGACAGCGACAUUGAGAACUACGCACAGCAGCACCUCAACAAACACAAGAAGGGAAUCUUUGGCAAGAAUGUGCCUCUCACCAAUAUGCUCAAAUGGUCCAAGGACCCAAUCUCCAAGCCUAUGCUGCGGACCAACGACAAGAACACGAAGACGGAGGCAGUUGCGGUGUUUAAGCUGAUCCAGAUGUACAUGGGCGACCGUAAGACCAGGCUGGGCCAGUCACAGCUGGCCCUUGACAUCACCACCAAGGGCUGGACGGUCGGCCCUGACCUUCGCGACGAGAUCUGCAUACAGAUCUGCAGACAGACCACAGAGAACAAGAAAGAGGACAGUCUGCAGAGAGGAUGGGAGUUGCUGGCCAUCAUUCUCAACUUCUUCCCCCCAACCAUGAAGUUCUACAACUAUCUUGACGGCUACAUAUCCCGUCACAUCGACCCCAAAUAUGACCUCGAAAAUUUUAGCCUGGCUCGCUGGUGCAAAACACAUGGCAUCCGGUAUACAGACAUUAUCGACGACGAACAUUACAACCAUCAAUCAUUUAGUAACCUGCUAUUGGCAAUGAAGGUCCCUAUCCACCACUUUGCAGAGCAUUGUCACCGCCGACUGCAGCGAGGCAUGCUAUCAGGGGCCAAGCGAGGGGUCAGGAAACCCACCCUCGAUGAAAUUGACCAAGCAAAGAAGUCCAUCUACUGCCCAUCGAUGUUUGGCAGCACACUGGAGGACGUGAUGAAGAUGCAGAGGGACCACUACCCUGAGAGACGGUUACCAUGGAUACAGACCACACUCUCCGAGUGGGUGCUGAGGCUUAACGGGGCACAGACCGAGGGAAUCUUCAGAGUGCCAGGUGAUAUAGACGAGGUUAACUCCCUUAAGAUCCACUGCGACCAAUGGAAGACGCCAACGGAGUGUUCGGACCCCCAUGUGCCUGCCUCCCUACUCAAGCUGUGGUAUAGAGAGCUUGAGUCGCCGCUCAUUCCAGAUGAGUUCUAUGCUGACUGUAUAGAGAACUUCACCAACGCUGAGGCUGCAGUGUCCGUCGUGAACAGACUGCCUGAAAUCAACAGGCUCGUGCUGGCAUACCUUAUCAGAUUUUUGCAGGUGUUUGCUGCGGGUGAGAAUGCACUGGUGACGAAGAUGGAUGUGAACAAUCUAGCGAUGGUGAUGGCGCCCAACUGUCUGCGGUGUGAGUCACAUGAGCCCCAGGUGAUCUUUGAGAAUACGCGCAAGGAGAUGGGCUUCAUACGGACACUGAUACAGAAUCUGGACACCAGCUUCAUGGAGGGCAUUGAAUGAAGGAGAAUGAAUGAGAUUCUAGGGGGUGGAGGAGAUGGAUAAUUUGAAUGUUUGGUCAUAAAAUGGAUGUAUUGGCUUGAAAUUUAUACGCACCCUCGUACAGAACCUUGCAACUAGCUUCAUGGAGGGAAUAGAUUGAAGAAGAACUAUAUGAUAAUAAUGCUUCCUCCUUUAGUCUUAAUUCAGAGUUUUAAAUGAAGAAAUGGAUUGGUUAAGUUGCAGUGAUGUAUAUUUGGCUUCAUAUGCACCUUCAUACAGAAAACCUAGACAACAGCCUUAUGGAGGUCAUAGAAUGAAGGAGUACAAAUGGGUGGGGGAGGUUGAGAUUGACUUUUGGGCCAUAAGAUGCAAAAGGGGGUGCAGAAACUGGGUGGGGAGGGGGCCGCUUAGAUUGAAAGGUGUUUUUACUUUGGGUAGAUGCUGACUUGUGCCAGUUUUUUGCGCCUCUUUGUAAAUGUGUGGUUAAACAAGUGGGUGUAAAAAGCAUGGGAUCGGGUCAGUUGGCUUUUGGUUUGAUAUGGAUGUGCAUGGAAGUUCCAUCAUUUACUUGCAGUGAUAUGGUCAUAAUGCUUCCUCCUUUCGGCUGAAUUCAUAGAUUAAAUGUAGAGAUGGGUUUGUUUAGUUGAAGUGAUGUCUAUUUGCUGGGUCAUAAAGGAAAGGAUGGGUGUUUGUGAAUUUUGUUAGGAGGAGGGGUAAUUGUCUCCCAGAAAUGUUUCUUAAAGGCAGAGUUACCCAUUGUCAAUGGCAGGGAUAAGAUUUGAAGUUAUUAACGAGGUUAUGAGCUCUUAACUGGUAAGCGAAAAAGUAAGAAAACUAAAUUCUGUUUUGUUUUCAAUUUUGCCUUUGAGACAAAUUUGCAAAAUGUGUUAUGCUUGCUUCAGUAUUUUAUGUGUACAACUUUUGCUGAUUUUUUCUCGAGGAUUUUGACAUUUCUAGUUGAGCUAGGCUCACAUCCUCAGUUUUGUGUGUCAUAGUCACAAUUCUAUAAAAAUGGCAAUGUACUUUAAUGUGAUAGUAGUGGUUUAAAUUGUGGUCUUAGUUCAAGGGGUUUUAUAUGAAGUGAAUCCUGCCAUAUGCUUUAUCACAAUUUGUUAAUGUUUGGUAAUUUUGUACUUAUUACUUUGUACAUUUUCCACAGUUAAUUAUAUGAAGAAACCUUGAGAAAUAACACUGUUAAGGUUUUCUUCAUUGAAAUUAAAUCUGUGUAGUAGAAUUCCAGUAUUAUUGAUGCCUUUUGAGAAUUUUUGAAAAUGUUCAUGGAUGAUUUAGAAAGGCAUAUAUCUGAAAGUAAAAAAUAUCAGAAGGGGUUUUCAAUGCAUUUUUAAAUUGACAUUAGAGAUUAAAUAGUUUUUGUAUGUACACUUAGUGUUGGUUAACCAGCUACCCAACAAAUCAAACAAGUUAAAUGCUUAAUUUAAUUUUGUGUAUUCGCUGAAAAUCGCUUAUUUAAAGGAAUAUAGAUGUAUAAAUAUACAAUGGCGUUCUGUCUGACAAUGAAAUCUCAGUAUACUUUUAAUUAUACAAUAUUAUGCAUGGACUAAUUCUAUUAGAUACACUCAUUAGCUUGUCUCUCUAUCUAAGUAAAUUUUGUUCUCAAUAUCGUUACGCAUUUCCACUGCGUUCAAACUCAUUUUGUGAUAAAAGUGUUGAAUGACUGUUCCUUCAUGCAUUUUAUAAUGCCAUUUACGGACUAACAAUAAAACCUGUCAAGUGAAAUUCUGAUAAAUUGCUAAAUAAACUGCUUCAUACAUUUUAAGGUAGAUGAUAUUAGUUUUUUUUAAAUAUAUUUAUAUUUUAAUUAUUUAUGUUGUUAAACAGAUGUUUGUAUGUUGUUUUAUGUAUUCAUUAAAAUGUCCCAAUAUUUUGUAAUAGUGUUUUUUAUAAGUGUAUAUGUUUUUUUAUUUGAACAAAAUUGUUGUUAUUUAUUUUGUGAUCAUAGUUGUUAUAGACAAUAUUACUUAGUUGUCCUUAAAUUAAAGAAGUCAACCUUUCAAAGUUUUCAUUUUUUAUGUACCUGUUAAAAAGUACAUAGAAGACUGGGUUACCUAUGAAAAGGGGAAAACAAAGUGACAAAAAGUUUGGUUUUAUUUAAAUAGUUUGCUUAUAGUUGAAUAUUAUCUUGAGCACUUUUAAACAGACAUUCAUCUGUUCAGAGAAAUGCAAUUACCUUCUUGAUGUAUGGAAAUUCCGUAUGCUGAACAAAGACCAACGUCAUGUUUAUAGCAAUUAAAAUUUGACAUUAGUAAACAUUAUUGCAAAACAGUGGUGUUUGAUGCAAGUAAUUGACACAGAGGUUGACAAUAAAUGACCGCGCUCUGUGAAAAGGGGGUUUAAUGCAUGUGCAUAAAAUGUCAUCCCAGAUUAGCCUGUCCUGUCCACACAGGCUAAUCAGGGAUGACACUUUCGGCAUAAACUUUAUUUUUGCUAAGAAGAACGAAAAUUAAAAAUAUAUAACAGGAAGUGUUGUCCCUCUGAACUGCACAGGCUUAUCUGGUAUGACACUUAACGCACAUGUAUUAACUCCUAUUCACAGCAUGGCCCAUAUGUUUUCUUUAUAUACUGCGAGAUGAAUCUCUGGAUCCUCUUAAAGUUUGUACCUAAUUCUGAUGUCUUGUAAACAUAGCAAAAGUCCUUGUACAUAUCUAUAUGUGUCAAUUAAUCCUGAACAUGAAUAAAUUGCAUUAAUUGACAAAAAUAACAGCUUGGGCAUAUCACAGUUAUCAAUAUUUAUUGUAGAUAUGCAGAAAAGCCAAUACGACAUUUGGAGAUUGUAAUAAUAUAUAUCGCAUUGCAGAAGUUAAUCUUGCCACUAAAUGACCAUAGUGUUCUAUACACAGACUAAAGGAACAUUUCUGUUCAUAGAUAGGUUACCUCAUAGGUAAUAUAUGAGCCUCAUUGAUGGAAAACUGGGAUUAAUGCAUGCAUGUAAAGUGUCAUCACAGAUUAGCCUGUGCAGUCUACACAGGCUAUUCAGGAGAAACACAUUUGGCUUUGAUGGUAUUUUCUGUUUCAAGGAAGUCUUUUUAACAGGAAUAUCAUCUGGGAAAGUAGCCUCUGAUUAGCCUGUGCUCUGCAAAAUAUAAUCUGGAAUUACACUUUUCACACAUAUAUUAAGCCCAGUUUUACCAGAACAUAGCUUAUAUGUCAAAACAGAUAUAUCGGGUUAUCAUUGUUGUCACAGUGUAUAUUUUCAGUACAUUAUUUAUUGCACAGUAAAGUUGCUUAUCUACCUGCUUUUUCAUUGCCAGAUUUCACUGUCUCACAGGUGCCAAUGUAUAGUUUUUCUUUAAGAUUGUAUUAACGUGUUUCAUUUUAAUAGUUGUGUCUCUAGCUGACAAUGUAGUGUCAAUGAGCCUCCCCAUGGUAAACCUGAUUUAAUGCAUGUACGUUAAGUGUUGGUCCAGAUAAACCUGUGCAUAGGCAAACUAGGGACAACACCUGCUUGUAUUGUGUUUUUCUUUUAAAAGAAAUCUCUUUUAUGCAAAAAUCAAAUUUAGUUAGGCAGGAAGUGUUGUACCUGUUGGUGUCAGGAAAAUGUGUAUAAAACAUUGGAUACCUGUUGCAAUUGUUUUACAUGUCUGUUUAAAGUUUAAGUGUAACGUUUCUACCAAAUUUAAUAUUGUUAACUCAUUGAUGAACACAUACAUAUAGAUCUGGAUUUUGGAAAAUCACAACAAAUACUUGUUUUGUUUACAUGCAACUUGUGUAUUGAUUAUGGUUUUAUUUUAUUUGUUAAGGUGUUUCUUAAAAUCAACAUAAUAGGAUCUUUAAAAUUUAAAAGUAGCUAGGUCAUUUGUAUUGAAAUCGAAAUAUUUACAUUGCCGAUCUGGGCUUAUUACUAUAUAUAUUUAUUAAUCAAAACAUUUGUACCCAUGCUUUGUUAAAAAUUGCCUUUUGAAGAUUUUUUGAUUUUUUUAAACAUCAUAAUGUUGGAUGUUGUUAAACUGAAAUUAGUUUUUGUAGCCAGUAAUUGAUGUUGUCACAUGUUAUUGUUGCCAUGGAGUUUGACUAUUUAUUGUAGCUGCUAUUAUGUAACAAUGCUCUAAACUUUCUUUGUGAGUCAAAUAGAUGGUGCUUUGACUGAACUUGUUUCAACAUUGAGGCAAAAGCAUCUGAGUGGAUUCUGGAUUAGUACCAUGUUAAGUAUUCACAUGAUGUGAUGUACAUUUGUCAUUAAUAUUGAUGGAGUUUGAAACAUUAAUUGUCAUAUCCAAAUACACAUCUGAAUUAAUUAUAAUUAACUGUUCCUUUUUUAGCUCACCUGAGCACAACGUGCUCAUGGUUAGCUUUUGUGAUCGCUUUUUGUGCGUUGUGCGUCGUCAACAUUUUGCCUUGUGAACACUCUAGAGGCCACAUUUAUUGUCUGAUCUUCAUGAAAUUUGGUCAGAACAUUUGUCCCAUUGAUACCUCGACUGAGUUCGAAACUGGGUCAUGCUGGGUCAAAAACUAAGUCACUAGGUCAGAAAAAAGAAAAACCUUGUGAACACUGUAGAAGUCACAUUUGAUGCCCAAUCUUCAUGAAACUUUGUUAAAAUGUUUGUCUAAAUGAUAUGUUGGUUGAGUUCAAAAAUGGUUCCGGUCCGUUGAAAAACAUGGCCGCCAGGGGGCGGGGCAGUAUUCCUUAUUUGGCAUAGAGAAACCUUGUGAACACUCUAGAAGUCACAAUUUUUGCCCAAUUAUCAUGAAACUUGGUCAAAACAUUGGUUUCAUUGAUAUCUCAGACGAGUUCGAAAAUGGUCCAGAUCGGUGAAAAAAAAUGGCCGCCAGUGGGCGGGGCAGUUUUCCUUAUAUGGCUUUAGUAAAACCGUGUUAACACUUUAGAGGCCACAUUUAUUGUCCAAUCUUCAUGAAAUUUGGUCAGAAGAUUGGUCUCAAUUAUAUCUUGGAUGAGUUCGAAAAUGGUUACAUUUGCUUGAAAAACCGGGGCAUUUUUCCGUAUAUGGCUAAAUAUGGCUUUAGUAAAACCUUGUGAACACUCUAGAGGCCAUAUUUAUUUCCGAUCUUCAUGAAAUUUGGUCAGAAGAUUGGUCUCAACGACAUCUUGAAUGAGUUCGAAAAUUGUUACGUUUGCUUGAAAAACAUGGCUGCCAAGGGGCGGGGCAUUUUUCCUUAAAUGGCUAUAUAUAGCUAUUGUAAAAUCUUGUUUACACUCUAGAGGCCACAUUUAUCCCCCGAUCUUCAUGAAACUUGGUCAGAAGAUUCACGCCAAUAAUAUCUUGAACGAGUUCAAAAAUGAUGCUGGUUGGUUGAAAAACAUGGCUGCCAGAGGGCGGGGCAUUUUUCCUUAUAUGGCUAUAGUAAAACCUUGUUAACACUCUAGAGGCCACAUUUAUUUUCCGAUCUUCAUGAAACUUGGUCAGAAGGUUUGUCCUAAUGAUAUCUUGGAUGAGUUCGAAAAUGGUUUUGGUUGCCUAAAAAACAUGGCCACCAGGGGGCGUGGCAUUUUUCCUAAUAUGGCUAUAUAUCAUGCUUUAGUAAAACCUUGUUUUCAUUCAAGAGGCCCCAUUUGUUGUCCUAUCAUCAUGAUACUUGGUCAGAUGAUUUUUUCAAAUGAUAUCUUGGAUGAGUUCGAAAAUGGUUCCAGUUGGUGGAAAAACAUGGCCGCCAAGGGGGCGUGGCAUUUUUCCUUAUAUAGCUAUGGUUAAACCUUGUUAACACUCUAGAAGCCAUAUUUAUUGUACGAUCAUCAUGAAACUUUGUCAGAAGAUUUGUCCCAAUGAUAUUUUGGACAAGUUCGAAAGUGGUUCCAGUUGCUUGAAAAACAUGGCCAUCAGUGGGCGGGGCAUUUUUUCUUAUAUGGACUUAUGAAUCUUCAUGAAACUUUGUCAGUAUAUUUGUUUAAAUGAUAUCUUGGAUGUGUAUGAAAAUGGUUCUGGUCUGUCGAAAAACGUGGCUGCCAGGGUGUUCACUAGUCAUGAAAGUUGGUAAGAACAUAUUGUUCUAAUAACAUAUUGGGCUGCACAGAACAGGUCAGUUUCUUUGAAUCUCAGGUGAGCGACUGUGGGCCUUCAGGGCCUUCUUGUUUUACAUGCCGUUUAAUUGAGUUUCAUUAUUUUAUAUGAUGAUUUAAUUUAGCAAAAAGCCCCUUUUGCCAUAGUGUGAAUUGUUCAGACGUUUGUUUUUAAUUGAUAUAUUUCUCUUGAUGUAACAUUGCAUACAUUUACCUCAGGCUUGAUUAGAAUUUGCUUGUAACUGACCGAUGUUUAACAAAACUUGCAUCAUUGAAUGUAAAUACAGUGCAUUUCUUUCAGUCUGUGAAAACAGGGUUUAAUGAAUGUUCCUACUGUUUUGUCCCAGAUUAGCUGGUGCAGUUUGCAAAAUCUAAUCACUUUCCGCUUAAAUAGUGGAUUUUUGCAAACUAGAGACUUCUUUUAAAUAAAAAAUACCAUAAAAGCGAAAGUGUCAUCCAUGAUAAGCCUGUGCGGACUUCACAGGCUAAUCUGGGAGGACACUUAACACACGCAUUAAACCCAGUUGCCUUGGAUUGAUACUCAGUUAUUUUGAUUCUGAUAGGCCAAUCUCAAGCUUGGUAAAAGCUGUACCAUCUUGAGUGUUGCUUAUUUUUUCUUUGUGACCUGCUUGUUUUGCGCAUAUAAGAACCUGUUAUUGAAUUGAGUUUUAUUUUUGUGAGAACUGUUUGUGAAUGUUGUUGGGUAUAUUUUCUGAGCUUAAUGUCCACAAUAAUGUAUGAUUAUAUAUAUUAAAUGUGUAAAUCUUUAGAAUGAUUUUUUAUUUAUCAUGAUAGUUUACAUUAUAGCCUGGUAUUUUGUCUUUUUAAACACUGCGAAAUGCUGCAAUAAAUUAUUACAGUUUA